AUGUCGGUUGUGUUGAACGCCUGGUUUAAUGAGGAGAUGUGAGUUGUGAUGAACACACUAACAGUUGUGAUGGAGGGAGUGUGUGUGUCACUUGGGUGUGUUUACUAUAUGUGGGUUAGAGAGAAUUUGUGUGUAUGUAGUGUUCUGUGCAUGUGUGUGCUAUCUUGUAUGUACUGUAUAUGAUUGAGAACAUUAGUUUGAAGCUGUUCUGGGUUAUGGUGGCCCAACGGCCUAUUAAGACACUUUCUGCUGGUGUUUCCUUUAUUUUGGCAGUUACCUGUAUGUGAUUGAGAACAUUGUGUGUGCUUUCCCUCUCUCAGCUCCCUGAGGAGGUGGUCGUUUGUCCUGUAUCUUAAGUGUUACUCCCCCACUGGGCCCAGAGUGCAGCCUGAAGCCUCAAUUAGUGUCCUGCCCCCCUUAACCGCUGCCUUGUCUCCCAGUGUCCUGCCCCCCCUAACCCCUGACUUGUCUCCCAGUGUCCUGAAUCAGCUUAGGCUCCUGCUGUCUCAUUUACUCAAAGCUUUCUCAGUACCACUGGAGUUAUGACUUAUCAAAUAACUCAAGUGUCUUCGGUUGUAGAUAUGAAAUAUAUUUAUACCAUUACAUUGUUGAAUAGUAGUUUCUGACUGGCUUGAAGGGCAUUCUAGAGAGUGCAUUAUUUAAGUGAUAAUGCCCUCGAAGCCGGUGUUUGGAGGAUAUAUUGGCAUGGGUUCGUCGAGGGCCGGCAAACUGUGCCAAUAUAUCCUCCAAACACCGGCUUCGAGGGCAUUAUCACUUUUUUAUAGAACGGGUUACCAACAUAUUCAAAUAAUGAUUGACAUAUUUUCAUUAACAUUUUGAUUAAUUGAUUCAUACUAUUUCAUCCUUCCACAAAAUAUAGUCCUGACACAAAUCUAGGGUUGCUACCCAUGACGGCUGGUCGUUCUUUCUAUCGGUUCGGUUGCCAGAGACGCGAUCCUGUCGUUAAGUCUUUUGGUUCUGUAUCUAUGGACGCGACCCAGUCGUUCAUUCUAAAUGUUCUAUUGCCAUACUAGCAAUGUUCUUAUCCUUUGCUUGCUAGCUAGCCAACUACGGCUAACUUACAGUCAAAUUAAACAGUGCAGCCAGAAUAACAGCAAAGUAGCUGCAUGUUUAAGUUGUUUUCUAGUGACAUUUAUUUAGAUACAUUCAUAAGAAAGAGCUAAUGAUGCGCGAUUUCACCUGCCAUAGAAAAUGUGCUCUCUCAUCAGGACACUGUUGUUCAGUGGAGCUAGCCAACAACACAGCUAACACAAUCACUUCAAACUGAAGCUGGAAAGACUGCAAACUAGCUGCAUUUAGUUUCGUUUGAUCUGUUUUCUAUUGAUAUUUAUUUUGUAUGUCCUUAAAAAUUAUGCUUAUUCAUGAUUUCAACUGGCUGAGAAAAGCUGCCUGCCUGUCUGUCUCGUCCCGACUCCCGACCCCUACACGUUCAUUACUAUGGGACAGCUGGAGAUCAAAUUUCAAUAUUGAAACAAUGUUGCAAAUGUCAGAGAAAGAGACCACAAGUUUUAUUUAAAUCGCUAUUGAAAACCAAUUGCUAGUCUUAAAGAAAUGGGAGAUAAUGUCUAGAUGGUUUUUACAGUGGAGAUCAAGUUUAUAAAUUGCCUGGCUGGGCUGAUGAGACAGUGGAUUGCACAGUGAGAUGGAACAGAGUAAAUAGGCAUUUCAAUGUCAUAGCUUUAGCCGGUCGUCACUUGUGGAGUAGACACGGGCUGGAAUGCGGUUUUAACCAAUCAGGGUCCAGGAUUAGACCCACCCGUUGUGUAAUUCCCUAUAACGCACGGUAUAUCUGCACGGUAGAAUUAAUUGGCUAUAGUUCAUUCUUACAUGUUCUAUGUUUGAGCUGCUUUUGAAAGCCAAUGUCGAAUUGAAAACAUUAUUGGCGUUGUUGAAUUCAAUUUUCAUAAUAUCAAGCUAGGCCUGGUGGUUUGGUUAGCUAAACUAGCAAGUCUGUUUGUUUGGUUACCAAGGCAACUACUGUAGCUAUCUAGUAAACUUGCUAGCUACUUCAGUGGAUGUUGAACACAUUUCUACCGGCAAAUGGACACAUUUCUAGCAGUAAAUGUGGUAAAUUAUAGCCUUGGUAUAAAAGGGAUAAUCUACUCAGGGCUCUAUGCAUUCUCUGGAAAAUAAUGCAACUCCGUGGAAGGUGAGUUCCAUUCCGCUAGCGCGUUGUGGAACACACCAUCAACGUCGUUCAUUAUUUUCCAUAGGACGCAUAGCCCCUAGUUGAUUAUCCUUUACUUAGUGUCUGGUUAGUACCAGUUGUAGUACCAGUCCCUGCCAAUGCUGCCAACUAGAAGAAACCUGCAGUACUUUUGAUUCAGUCCACUGGCAACAACAUACAUGUUGUAUUUGACUGGCUCUCUAAAAUAAAAUGUCAUGUUAGGUUAGCUUAACAUACUGAUGUAGUGAUUCUUUCUCUCUCUCAUUCUUUUCCUCAAUUUUCAAUUCAAUGUAAAGGCUUUAUUGGCAUGGGAAACAUAUGUUUGCAUUGCCAAAGCAAGUGAAAUAGAUAAUAAACAAACUCUCUCUCUAUCAGGACUGGGUAAGGGCAGAAGGAAGCAGAGUGCCAGUGAUGCCUCCCCCACGCCCAGCACGGAUGCGGAGUACCCCUCCAAUGGGAGUGGAGGAGGUGGUGGCGGAGGAGGAGGGGCCGAGCGUAUCUACGACCUCAACAUCCUGGCCGUGGUCAAGUUCUCGUACACGGCGGAGCGCGAGGACGAGCUGACCCUAGCCAAGGGGUCCCGGGUCACGGUGAUGGAGAAGUGCAGUGACGGUUGGUGGCGGGGCAGCCAGGGGGGCCGUGUGGGCUGGUUCCCCUCUAACUAUGUCCUGGAGGACCCCACAGAGGGUGAGGGGGGUGGAGGAGGAAGGGACUCCCCAGGUUAUCCAGGGCAGGGCAGGGAGGCCAUGAUGACCAUCGGGCGUGCGGUAGGUGGUGUCAGCCGGGGUUGCGAGGGCGGUGGUGCACUCCAGCUGGUCCAGACUCUGUACCCGUUCAGCUCAGUGACUGAGGAGGAGCUGAACUUUGAGAAAGGAGAGGUGAUGGAGGUGGUGGAGAAACCAGAGAACGACCCAGAGUGGUGGCGCUGCCGGAACGCCCGCGGCCUUCUGGGCCUGGUGCCCAAGAACUACGUGCUGGUGCUGAAUGACACCAACGGGCCUCCCGGGCUCCCUGCCCUGCCGCUGUCGCCCCCCGGCUCCCCACAGAUUGGCUACGUGGCCCCGGCGUGCGAGGGCAAGUUUGCAGGCAGGGACUGGUACUACGGAGGGGUGACCAGACACCAGGCAGAGCUGGUCCUCAACGAGAGAGGAGAGGAGGGGGACUUCCUCAUACGGGACAGCGAGUCAUCGGUGAGUGGGGGAGGAGAGGAUGAAGGAAAGGGAGGAAUGGGAUUAGGGAAGGAGGUAGGAGUGUGUGAGAAGGGAUAGACCCCCCCCCCCCCCCCCCGCUGGGAUAGAUGGUAGAGUUGAGGGGGAGAUAGAGGAUAGAAGGAUGGAGGGAAGGGGAUGAUGUCUAUUCCAUACUCAUUUUACAUUUACAUUUUAGUCAUUUAGCAGACGCUCUUAUCCAGAGCGACUUACAAAUUGGUGCAUUCACCCUAUAGCCAGUGGGAAAACCACUUUACCACUUUACACUCAUGUCCCUCCUCUCUGACCUUCUCCUCCAAUGGGUUUUGAGGAGAGAGGACGCGAGGAGUGGCAAUAGAGAUCUUCCCAAGGAUAAAAUACUAAGUUGGAGAAUAGGAGGUAUACAGUAUCUGCACACAUGAACAGCAUAAGUAUUGGCCUGUGAUUUAUAAAUGAAGUCAUAGUGCCCUCUGCUGGUUUUAGUUUUAAAUGGUAGAUCAGCUUUAAAUUGCAGAUAGAUUGUAACUUCCAUCAAUGUAAUUGUCUGCAUUACUUCCAAUGUUUUUUUUCUCUCGCAUAUAUAUAUAUAUAUAUAUAUAUAUAUAUAUCCUUUAAAAAAAAAAUAUUUCCCUUUAUUACUUUCCAACCCCACCACUCCUUCCCUAAUUGGGGUAAACUAGUCAACAAAAACGCUUAGGCCUCUACUUCCAGUUUAUACAUACUAUAUACAUUUUAUGGACACAGUCAAUUUUACAAUAAUUCUAUUUUGUUUGUUUUUACUCCUGAACUUCCUCUACCCUCAACCUCUCCGAUCAUUUUUCAUGAUGUCCAUCCGAUUUGCUUCUAUAUGCCAUAUCUUUCUAACUGCUCUUUCACAAAAGCGCUCAACCUAUAAACAAUAUACUUAUUAUGGACACAGUAUGCUUUACAUUAGUUAUCUUGUUGUUGUUAGUUGUUGUUAGUUGUUAUUAGUCCCAUCCUUCAGCUCCAUUCAACACCUCCCAUCUAUCUCAUAACACCAUCCAUAUUGGAUUUCUAUUUGCCAUAUAUUUUUCAACUGUACUGUGAUGUUUCACAAAAGUUCUGAACCCUUCUAUUCUCAUUGUUUCUACAGAUUGUAAAUUGAAAAUAAACAUUUUUGCUAAAGGUAUUAUUAUAUUAUUGAUCGAUUGACUAUGACUUUUCAGAUCACCCAGUAGUGCUAUCUGCAGGGUUAGCUCCAGGUAAAUAUUGCAAUCCUUUAGCCAUUCCUGGACCUGUGACCAAAAACAAGCUACAAAUGGACAGUACCAAAACAAAUGAUCUAAUGAUUCUGUCUCUUCGCAGCAAAAUCUGCAGAGCUGGGAUGGUUGUAUCCCCCAUAUAAUAACAUUCUAUUGGUAGCAAGAAUUUUGUAUAAUAUAUUUAAAUUCAAAAAUUCUAAGUUUUGAAUCCGGCAUCGUUUUGCGUAUCAGUUCAUAAACACUAUGCCAUGGGAUCGGUACGUCAAAAAUCUCUUCCCAACUAUUUUGCAAUCUAUAUUGGACGGCUGUCAAUCCUUUGGUCCUUAAAUGAAACUGGUAUACUUUUUUAUUUAUCACAAUUUUCUUUUAACCAAUUAUGUUCUUUAAUGCAGGGCUGACAGACAAGUUCCUUUUCCCCCCUUGUGUUAGUAAAGUAGAGAGUGUUUGUUGGAGACAUUUCAUCUGUGUUUUGAGUAAAUUAACUGACUCUCCCCCCCUCACUCUCUCCAUCCUUCUCCAUCUAGCCCAGUGAUUUCUCUGUGUCUCUGAAGGCGCCUGGGAAGAACAAGCACUUCAAGGUGCAGUGUUCAGAGGGGGUCUACUGUAUUGGCCAGCGCAGGUUUAGCUCCAUAGAUGAACUGGUGGAACACUACAAGAAAGCCCCCAUCUUCACCGGCGAACAAGGAGACAAGCUCUACCUGGUCAAACCGUUGCCCGCACCCCAGCUAUCCUCAACAUGCUGA
Molecule: messenger RNA, 5341 nt
Organism: Coregonus sp. 'balchen'
Lineage: Eukaryota; Metazoa; Chordata; Actinopteri; Salmoniformes; Salmonidae
Source: the annotation of a GenBank genome assembly